AUGUCGCAGGCAAUUCCGCUGACAAACUCGUCGCAAGUCGCGUCGCGCGCGAACCAGGAGGUGCGCAUCAUCGGAAAAGUGCAAAAGGUGUCGGGUGGCGUUCUUCUUUUGGAGGCGUCGGAUCAUGGUACAGUGGAAAUCAAACUGCAGAUGGAUGAGGCGCCUACGACCGACUAUGUCGAGGUCAUUGGCCGCGUUGCACGCACGGGCGAUUCUGUCACACAACACGCGCUUUUACCCCUAGGAAACAACCUCGACUUGUCCCUUGUAGAGCAGUUGGUGAAACUCACGCCGCAAUUUCCCACUUUGUUCGCGGAGCAGUAA
Messenger RNA from Malassezia vespertilionis, 324 nucleotides. RefSeq lists its product as uncharacterized. Gene Ontology annotation, biological process: base-excision repair; mismatch repair; DNA replication. Lineage: Eukaryota; Fungi; Basidiomycota; Malasseziomycetes; Malasseziales; Malasseziaceae. Bases 1 to 324 code for a protein of 107 amino acids. The record is from RefSeq and is a predicted model, not a curated record. The transcript has 4 exons. Gene Ontology annotation, cellular component: site of double-strand break; nucleus; DNA replication factor A complex. Gene Ontology annotation, molecular function: damaged DNA binding; single-stranded DNA binding.